CUCUAGGGUUUCGAGGCGACCAACCACGUUCCUUAUACAAUACAAUAGCCUCCCCCCUCCCUACCGCCGCCGCCACUCCAUUCUCACUGCAAGCGAAGAGGCGAUCAGGCGAGCGGAGUCCUUCUCAGCUUCCCGUGCGCCGCCUUCCACGCUCCCCUAGCUCGAAUCAGCCGCACCCUCCCUUCCCACCCGUUGUUCGUCGAGCGACGGGCGCUUCGCCGGCGGCGAACAUCCGACAGGGAUGUGUUCUGGAGAUGAGAUCGAUGGAGAUGCUAGUGUUGGACAGAAGGGUUUCAAGGAUAUAAGGUGCUACAAGUGUGAGUUUUGCACUAUUGUCAGGUCAAAGAAAUGCCUGAUCCAAGCUCACAUGGUUGCACAUCAUAAGGAUGAACUGGAAAAAUCAGAAACUUACAACUCAAAUGGGGAAAAGAUUGUUUGUGAGGAGGAACAUAGGUGCCUAGAGUGCGGAGCUUGUUUCCAGAAACCGGCUCAUCUGAAGCAGCACAUGCAAAGUCACUCAAAUGAGAGACUUUUCAUUUGCCCACUCGAAGACUGCCCCUUCAGCUAUAAAAGGAAAGAUCACUUGAAUAGACACAUGCUUAAGCAUCAGGGCAAGUUGUUCGGUUGCACUGUGGACGGUUGUGAUAGGAGAUUCAGUAUCAAGGCAAAUAUGCAACGGCAUGUUAAGGAAUUCCAUGAGGAUGAAAAUGUCACUAAGAGCAACCAGCAGUUUAUUUGCAAAGAGGAGGGCUGUAACAAGGCUUUCAAGUAUCUCUCAAAGUUGAAGAAACAUGAGGAGUCACAUGUCAAAUUGAACUAUACUGAGGUAGUGUGCUGUGAACCGGGCUGCAUGAAGAUGUUCACAAAUGUUGAAUCCCUGAGGGCUCAUAACCAAUCUUGCCAUCAGCAUGUUCAGUGUGAGAUAUGUGGGAAAAAGCACCUGAAGAAGAACAUCAAGCGGCACCUACAAGCCCAUGACGAGUUAGCCUCCGGUGAAAGGAUCAAAUGCACCUUUGAUGGUUGUGACCACUCCUUUUCCAGUAAAUCAAAUCUGACUAAGCAUAUGAAAGCAUGCCAUGACCAACUGAAACCUUUCACAUGCCGAGUUGCUGGGUGCGGCAAGGCGUUCACCUACAAGCACGUCAGGGACAACCAUGAGAAAUCCAGCGCACACGUAUACGUUGAGGGAGACUUUGUGGAGACGGACGAGCAGCUGCGCUUGCGGCCGAGAGGUGGACGGAAGAGGAAAGCACUGUCGGUGGAGACAUUGACACGCAAGAGGGUGACGAUUCUUGGCGAGGCAUCAUCAUUGGAAGAUGGGGCAGAGUAUCUAAGCUGGUUGCUAUCGGGUGGUGAUGAUUCAGCUCAGUAGCCCCGCGGCGUCUUUUGCUAUGUUGGGAAGGUGUCACACUGUUCUGUACAUGGGUAUAUUUUAGGGCAUGUAAAGUUUGGUGGUGCGUGUACUGCAGCUGAUCUAAUAUUAGUAGUUUAGUACAGGAGCGCUCGAGUUUUAUAGGGAACUUGUUAUCUCCGUUGUAUUUUGUGGCAGUAGUGUAUUUUGACCAUUGCUUUUUUAAAUGGAAAGUCUGAUCUGAGCUAUGUUUGUUGGAA
Molecule: messenger RNA, 1611 nt
Organism: Panicum virgatum (switchgrass)
Lineage: Eukaryota; Viridiplantae; Streptophyta; Magnoliopsida; Poales; Poaceae
Product: transcription factor IIIA-like
Exons: 7
Coding region: 242-1372 (376 amino acids)
Biological process (GO): regulation of transcription by RNA polymerase II
Cellular component (GO): nucleus
Source: RefSeq, a predicted model, not a curated record